UUCUUAAAGCAUGGCUGACAAGGGAGCAGGAACCCAGGUGUACCCUCCUCUUAAUGAAGGGGAUAGAAAACCAAAAACAAGAUUGCAAGAAAGACUGAUGAAAAAACUAGGAGAGCAUUCCUACCCAUUCUUUAUUGAUAUACCAAAGGACUCUCCGUGUUCUGUCACCCUCCAACCUGCACCAGGAGACACUGGGAAGCCAUGCGGGGUGGAUUACGAGCUAAAAACUUAUGUCUGGGACCCAGAGGAUAACCCCGAUAAAACACACAAGAGGAAUUCUGUUCGUUUAGCAAUUAGAAAAGUCCAAUUUGCGCCAGACAAAAAAGGGCCCCAGCCAACUGCAGAAAUUCAAAAGCUCUUUUUAAUGAGCGACAAACCGUUAUGUCUUGAAGCCACUCUGGACAAAGAUUUAUACUACCAUGGAGAGUCCAUUGGUGUUAAUGUACAAGUCACAAACAAUUCUUCAAAGACAGUUAAAAAAGUGAAAAUAUCAGUGCGACAAAUCGCAGAUAUUUGUCUCUUUUCUAACGCACAGUACAAGUGUCCUGUUGCCUUCAUUGAAGCAGAUGAUCAAGUAGCGCCAAGCUCAACACUCUGCAAAGUUUAUCAGAUUUGUCCUUUACUUGGCGACAACAAGGAUAAGCGAGGUCUGGCUUUGGACGGACAACUUAAACAUGAAGAUACAAACCUUGCUUCAAGCACGAUUUUAAAAGAAGGUGUACCCAAGGAAAACCUUGGCAUAAUUGUCCAAUACAAGGUCAAAGUGAAGCUUGUGCUGGGAUCAUUAGGAGGAGAAGUUUGUGUAGAAUUACCAGUUACACUAAUGCACUCAAAACCAGCAGACGUGGACCCAAUCAUAGGUUCUCCUGCAAAGGUGGCGAGUGGAAAGCCAGCUCCUGAACCUAUUGACCAUAAUUUGAUUUCUUUUGACACAAAUGCAUCCCCCCCUAAUGAUGAUAUUGUAUUCGAAGAUUUCGCUCGUAUGCGGUUACAAGGUGAAGCAGCCACAGGUGGCGAUGGACAAACUGCGUAAUCGAGUUCGUAGGUCUGUGCGAAAA
Ciona intestinalis (vase tunicate) is the source of this 1058-nucleotide messenger RNA. The record is from RefSeq. NCBI's taxonomy places the organism in Eukaryota, Metazoa, Chordata, Ascidiacea, Phlebobranchia, Cionidae.